AUGAACACUGCAAGUCCGAUAUCUGUCGGCUACGGCUGGGGCGUCCUCGUCCUCGCAGGCGGCGGCUCAUACUACUUCGCCAAGAAGAGCAUCAACAAGGACCGUGCCGAGCGCGCAGAAGCAGACAACAAGAGACGCAUGCAACAACGCGAACUCCAGAACCGCUACCCUAUGCCUCCCCAGAAGCAAGACGGCCACGCAAACCCGAGCAAAGAAGCAACCGAAGACAUGUCACCCGCCUCUGGCCACGCUUCCGAGAGCCAUGCCCACAGUGGCUUCGAGAGCACUGCACCAUACAGGAGCAAGAAAGGCGACCGCUUCAGCUGA
This is a messenger RNA of Aureobasidium namibiae CBS 147.97, 327 nucleotides long. RefSeq lists its product as uncharacterized. The coding region runs from base 1 to 327 and encodes 108 amino acids. The transcript has 3 exons. The record is from RefSeq and is a predicted model, not a curated record. NCBI's taxonomy places the organism in Eukaryota, Fungi, Ascomycota, Dothideomycetes, Dothideales, Saccotheciaceae.